Molecule: messenger RNA, 794 nt
Organism: Leptosomus discolor (cuckoo roller)
Lineage: Eukaryota; Metazoa; Chordata; Aves; Leptosomiformes; Leptosomidae
Source: RefSeq, a predicted model, not a curated record
AGAACGUGUGCUACCGUCACGAUGCCUGAAGUGAACACAGAUCACUUGGACGAGCAGCAGGUGCAGCUCUUGGCAGAGAUGUGCAUCCUUAUUGAUGAAAAUGAUAAUAAGAUUGGAGCAGAUACCAAGAAAAACUGUCACUUGAAUGAAAACAUUGAUAAAGGUUUACUGCACCGAGCUUUCAGUGUUUUCUUAUUUAAUGCAGAAAAUAAACUAUUGCUGCAGCAGAGGUCGAAUACAAAAAUUACAUUUCCAGAUUGUUUUACCAACACUUGUUGCAGUCAUCCUCUAAGCCAUCCACUGGAACUGGAAGAAAAUGAGGCCAUUGGUGUUCGGAGAGCAGCGCAGAGACGACUGAAAGAAGAGUUGGGGAUUCCCAUGGAGCAGGUAACCCCAGAAGAAAUCUCCUAUCUGACACGAAUUCACUACAAGGCCCAGUCUGAUGGGAUCUGGGGUGAACACGAGAUAGACUACAUCUUAUUUGUACAGAAGGACGUAACGCUGAAUCCCAACCCUAACGAGAUCCAAAGCUACUGCUACGUGACGCAGAAAGAACUGAAGCAGCUCUUGGACAAAGCCUCUAAGAAUGAAGUUAAGAUUACUCCCUGGUUUAAACUAAUUGCAGAGGCCUAUCUCUUUAAGUGGUGGGAUAACUUAUCUAACUUGAACAAAUUUGUUGAUCAUGAAAAAAUACACCGAAUGUAAUAGCUGGGGUAGAAGAUGCUGAAGGCUAGCAGUGAUGUGCUGUCUCUAACACUAUGGUGACUCGUGACUCUUGAUCCACCUGGAGCAUG